CAUCGCCGAAGGCACACCAUCUGACAGCUUAAUCUUAGAGCAUCAGCAAGCAGUUUUUUCUCUCACCAUUAGCUCAUCUGAUUCACUUCUUCCUUUUUCCUAAAUUCAAAAAAUGGCGGUCACCUGUUUUACCCAGGAGUUCAAGACUACGAUUGCUCCGUCGAGGAUGUUCAAGGCUUUGAUUCUUGACUCCCACAACCUCAUCCCCAAGAUUGCCCCGCAGGGUAUUAAGAGCAUUGACUUCAUUGAAGGAGACGGUGGUGCCGGGAGCAUCAAGCAGACUAACUUUGCUAAUGGUGGCCACUUAAAAUGGUUGAAGCAUAGGAUCGAUGCUAUUGAUGUAGAGCAGCUCGUGUGCAAGUACACCUUGAUUGAGAGUGAUAUUGCAUUCGACAAGAUUGGGUCGGUGGUCUACGAGGUGAAAUUUGAAACUUCAAGUGAUGGUGGGUGUCUCUGCAAGAUGACGAGCGAGUACCACGCGAAGGCCAGUCUGGAGCUGAAGGAGGAGGACAUCAAGCAGGGCAAGGACAAAGCCAUGGGACUCUACAAAGUUGUCGAGGAAUAUCUCGCAGCCAACCCUGAAGCCUAUGCCUAAACAGAUUGUUCUUGACACUUGAGUUGUCUGUCACGUAAAAGUUUUCACUGUAUCAGUAUUGUUUUUCCUCCUCGUUUUUCUUUACCUCUUUUUUUUCUUAAGUUUUCUGGUCAUUGGCAAGAAGCUUUCAAGCAAGCCAUCAUUUCAUAUUUUCGUGGAAUUUCAUUUCGGGAGAUUAAGAGAUUUGUGUUGUUUGCAAAACAUGAAAAGAAAUGAAUCACCCUUGAUGUUCCUGGAGCA
Punica granatum (pomegranate) is the source of this 835-nucleotide messenger RNA. NCBI's taxonomy places the organism in Eukaryota, Viridiplantae, Streptophyta, Magnoliopsida, Myrtales, Lythraceae. The record is from RefSeq and is a predicted model, not a curated record.